CGAUGUACUGUGACGUCACAAAGUUUACAAAUUGUUCCUGUUGGCAUGUGAAAAUAAUGCGUUUGUAAAAAUGUUUCAUCAAAAAUUAUUUUAUAACACUGUAUUAUCUCAAACCUUUUCUUGUGAUGGAAAUUAUCUCGCCGCUGGAAAUAUUUACGGUGAUAUUUCUAUAUUUGAUUUAACUAAAGUACUGACACCGCACAAAAUUGAAGAAAAUGAAUUGCAAGGACCCAACUAUCAUUUCACUGCGUAUCCUGAUCAACACAUUCAAAGUAUGGUUAGUAAGGAUAACUUUUUAAUUACUGGUACAGUUGGUGAAAUAUCUGGAUGGGAUUGGAAAGUAGUUGCUUCUAGUAAAGCUGCUAAGAGCAAACCUUCGUGGGUUAUUCAAAUUCCAGCAAACAAAGAUAGUUACGAGAAGGCAGAUGUCAACUUCUUAGUGUACUCUAAAUCAAAUAAUAUUUUGUAUGCUGGUUGCGGUGACAAUAAUAUUUAUGUUAUAAGUUUAGAAGAAGGAAAAAUCCUUAGGAAUUUAACUGGUCACACCGACUUUAUACAUUGUCUAUCCUUAGCAGGUAAUCAACUUGCAUCGAGUAGCGAGGAUGGAUCAGUUAGGUUGUGGGACUUGCGUAAGAAAGAAAAUACAAAUAUCUUGAAUCCACAUAUGGUAGAAAAAGUAUCACGUCCAAAGUUUGGUAAAUGGAUAGGUGCCGUUGAUUUGACUGAAGAUUGGUUGCUAUGCGGUGGGGGUCCUAAUUUAUCUUUGUGGCAUAUGCGUACGAUGGAACCUGCCACAGUAUUUGAUCUCAUCGAUCAAGGAAUUCACGUUGCUCAUAUCUAUGAAGAACGUAUCAUAGCAGCUGGUUUAGCGCCUCAUGUAUAUCACUUAACUUAUCAAGGAGAAACAUUAGCUAAAGUGCCAACGUCGAGUAAUACAGUUUAUUCUACUAUUUAUCAAGAAUUACCACAGAAAGUGCUAAGUAUAGCAGGCUCCUCCAACAAUCUUGAUUUAUGCACAAACUUUAAUUACAGGGAAAUGAUUUUAAAAUUUGCUUAAUAUACGUUUUUAUACUUA
This is a messenger RNA of Polistes dominula (European paper wasp), 1075 nucleotides long. RefSeq names its product THO complex subunit 6 (gene thoc6). Gene Ontology annotation, molecular function: protein binding. Gene Ontology annotation, biological process: mRNA export from nucleus. NCBI's taxonomy places the organism in Eukaryota, Metazoa, Arthropoda, Insecta, Hymenoptera, Vespidae. The record is from RefSeq and is a predicted model, not a curated record. Gene Ontology annotation, cellular component: transcription export complex; THO complex.